CGGGAACGACCUGCCUCCAGGUGUGGACUGCUGUUGCUAAUAAGGGAAAAGGGCAGACUUCAGAAGGUGGUUAUGGAAGGAUUUCUCAGUUGAAUAAGGCUUAACACUUUUCGAUACCCGCCCGAUGGCCGACGUGUUCGUGUACGGGACCCUGAAGCGAGGCCAGCGCAACCACAAGGUCCUGCUGGACCGCACCAACGGCUGCGCCACCUUCCGAUGCCGGGGCCGCAUGGUGGAGCCGUACCCCUUGGUGAUCGCCGGGGAGCGUAACCUUCCGCGGCUGCUGAACCUGCCGGGGCGCGGCUACCGCGUGUUCGGGGAGGUCUAUGCUGUGGACGAGCAGAUGCUGCGCGUCCUCGACGAGUUCGAAGACUGCCCCAAC
Messenger RNA from Myotis brandtii (Brandt's bat), 382 nucleotides. RefSeq names its product gamma-glutamylamine cyclotransferase (gene GGACT). NCBI's taxonomy places the organism in Eukaryota, Metazoa, Chordata, Mammalia, Chiroptera, Vespertilionidae. The record is from RefSeq and is a predicted model, not a curated record. The annotation marks the transcript as partial. The transcript is spliced from 2 exons. Gene Ontology annotation, molecular function: gamma-glutamylaminecyclotransferase activity.